Messenger RNA from Oryctolagus cuniculus (rabbit), 2307 nucleotides. NCBI's taxonomy places the organism in Eukaryota, Metazoa, Chordata, Mammalia, Lagomorpha, Leporidae. The record is from RefSeq and is a predicted model, not a curated record.
AAGCCCAGCGUCCUCCUCUCCCCCCCUUCUCUCCUCUCCCCUCCCCCCUGGCGUCCAGCCCCUUUGUCCUCCCUCAGCUGAGCUGGAGCAGGAGUCUGGGCCAAGCACAGGCACAUUAGAGCCUGGGCAGCCGGUGGGUGUGUGUGGCCGCCACAGACGGGAGUCCCUGGGAGAGCAACGGCUGCAGAGCACCUAGGAGAGGGCGUGGCCAGACCCGCAAUACUGCCCACGCUUUUGUAAGUCGUUCCUGUAGGAGACUCUACUCAAAUCUCCCUGUUUGAGCACAUGCCAUCUGUCCCCCGCAGAUACUGAUAGGAAAAACCUUAGCGAGUGCGAAGAACUGAACCUUGCGGCAGCUUUCUUUGGGCAGAAGGAUGCGGGAGCCCCGCGGGCCGGAGGAGUCGGCGUCCGGAUGCACGGCCCCGUGCCUGGCGUCCUGCUACGCGCAGCGCGUGCUGCAGGCCCUCGACGCGUUCCGUCGGAGCGGCACCCUCACCGACGUGGUGCUGCGUGCCGGCGGCCGCGACUUCCCGUGCCACCGCGCCGCGCUCAGCGCGGGCAGCGCCUACUUUCACAGCCUGUUCGCCGCCGGGCGCCCGGAGCGAGGCCUGGCCCUCGUGCUCGUAGAAGCGCCGGGCGCGGAGCCUGCCGGGGCGGCGGCUGCGCUGGCCGUCGUGCUCGACUACGUGUACGGCGCGGGCGUGCGGCUGCGCGCCGAGGACGAGGCGGCCAACGUGCUGGCGCUGGCCGAGCGGCUGGGCGUGGAGGGCCUGCGCGACGUCUGCGCGCGCUUCCUCGAGGGCCGCCUGCGUGCGCACAACAGCCUGGCGCUGCGCCGCGUGGCCGCCGCCUUCUCGCUCGCGCCGCUGGCUGAGCGCUGCGGCCGCGUGCUGCGCCAGGCCUUCGCGGAGGUGGCGCGCCACGCCGACUUCCUGGAGCUGGCGCCGGAUGAGGUGGCGGCGCUGCUGGCGGACCCCGCGCUGGGCGUGGCGCGCGAGGAGGCGGUGUUCGAGGCGGCCAUGCGCUGGGUGCGCCACGACGCGCCGGCGCGCCGCGGGCAGCUGCGGCGCCUGCUGGAGCACGUGCGCCUGCCUCUGCUGGCGCCUGCCUACUUCGUGGAGAAGGUGGAGGCCGACGAGCUGCUCCAGGCCUGCGGCGAGUGUCGCCCGCUGCUGCUCGAGGCCCGCACUUGCUUCAUCCUGGGCCGAGAGACAGGCUCGCUGCGGGCCCGGCCGCGCAGAUUCAUGGACCUAGCCGAAGUGAUCGUGGUCGUCGGCGGUUGUGACCGCAAGGGUCUCUUGAAGCUGCCAUUCGCUGACGCCUACCACCCAGAGAGCCGGCGCUGGACGCCGCUGCCCAGCUUGCCCGGCUAUGCACGCUCCGAGUUCGCCACCUGCGCUCUCCGCAACGACGUCUACGUCUCAGGAGGCCACAUCAACAGCCGUGAUGUGUGGAUGUUUAGCUCCCAUCUGCACACCUGGAUCAAGGUAGCCUCGCUGCACAAGGGCAGGUGGAGGCACAAGAUGGCGGUCGUGCAGGGGCAGCUGUUUGCGGUGGGCGGCUUCGACGGCCUGCAGCGCCUGCGCAGUGUAGAGCGCUAUGACCCCUUCUCCAACACCUGGGCAGCCGCUGCGCCCCUCCCAGAGGCCGUGAGCUCUGCGGCAGUGGCGCCCUGCGCGGGCCAACUCUACGUGAUCGGGGGCGCCGGGCAGGACGGCGUGAACACAGACAAGGUGGGCACUGGCCUGGAGGUGCACAGAAGGCUUAGAGACGGCAGCAAGUCUGCACCUGCCAUGUGCCAGGUGCAGUGCUUUGACCUCAGAGAGGACCGGUGGAGCCUGCGGUCACCAGCGCCUUUCUCACAGCGGUGCCUCGCCGCCGUGUCCCUGGAGGAUACCAUCUAUGUGGUGGGCGGCCUCAUGAGCAAAAUCUUCGCCUACAACCCUGGCACCGAUGCCUGGGGAGAGGCUGCAGCUCUCCCCAGCCCCGUGGAGAGCUGUGGCCUGACUGUGUGUGACGGGAAGGUCCACAUCCUUGGCGGACGGGAUGAUCGCGGGGAAAGCACCGACAGAGUCUUCACCUUUGACCCCAGCAGUGGACAGGUGGAGGCCCAGCCAGCCCUGCAGCGCUGCACCAGUUCCCACGGCUGUGUCACCAUCGUCCAGAGCCUGAGCAGGUGACUCAGGCCGGGACAGCCCAAGCCGGGAGGUAGAGAGGCAGCACCACUCUGCGCCCCUCCCGACACUGCCCUGUAAAUAGCCCCUUAGUGCCCUUUUUUGUAGAAAUAAAACCUCGCUCAAAGGUUUA